Molecule: messenger RNA, 750 nt
Organism: Magnusiomyces paraingens
Lineage: Eukaryota; Fungi; Ascomycota; Dipodascomycetes; Dipodascales; Dipodascaceae
Exons: 1
Coding region: 1-750 (249 amino acids)
Source: RefSeq, a predicted model, not a curated record
AUGCAGAACAUGGCUUUAAGAAGAAUUGUUGGUGCUUAUCGCACAACUCCUAUUGCGGUAUUACAAAAGGAAGCUGGUAUAAUGCCAUAUAGUAUUAGGCUAAAAUUUAUGGUGGCACGAAAAGCUAUUCGUUUACACCUAAAUAUUAGCAAAACUAAUCCUAUUAAUGGUCAUUUGUUAACAUUGAUUGAGAAAUCUCCAAUUGCAAAGCUAACCACGCUUUACAUAUUGGCGAAAGAUGAUAGAGACUACAUGAUUAAAAAGCAUGAAAAACGAAAAUGCAAGAGGGUUGAACCUCUUACACUGAAACAACAACAGAAUCAGACGAUUGGAAUUUUGAAGAAACAAGCAAUGGAAGAAUGGCAGGAAAUGUAUUGGAACAACAGUAAGGAUCUGUGGUAUCAUAAUAUCACAGUGGAGUCGAAAUGUACUGAUAAUCUUUCCAAAAUGGUUACGGGAGUGAUCAUGAAGAAAGAUAGUCGAAGGAUCUUGAGUAAUAUUACUCAGUUUCGCACAGGCCAUGGCAACUUUGGCGCAUGGUUUAAAAAGUUUGAAAUUGAAAAGGAUAGUUACAACUGCAAAUGUGGAGAGCUGGAAACAGUUCAUCACAUUUUAGUUGAGUGUCCUUUGCUUGAAGAGGAAAGAAAAGGACUGAAACGGAUAUCUCCAGAGAUGGACAUGUCGACUCUCUUAAACAGUUUAACUGGCUUACAAGAGAUUGUAAGCUUUAUCUCUGCUUGGAGGGAUUAA